UGGACAGCUUUGCACAGGAGCAGUUUUUGCAUUUGGAGUUACACAUACAGACUGGUGAAGAAAAUUAAUUAGGAGCUUGUGCAUAAUGUAAAAAAAGGGGAAAAUGCGGGCCUAGAACUAACAACACCUUUCCUGAUGGAUAUAGGUUGAUAUAAUGUCAACAAAAUCUUGAGUCAGUGAAAAGCUAGAAUAGACGGACCGGCCGCCUCUCGGUAGAUCAAGAGACACAUAGAGAAUAGCAUAAUUGGUACUUUUGAGAGGUUUUACUAGUUGUAUUAUAAACUGCGAAUGCGCGAAGUUUUCAGCCACUAAUUCUGUGUACCUACCUAACCUAGAUCUCUGUCCGUUACCUAUGCUGUUAUGUCGUUUUAUUCUGUGAAAAUAACAUGGUUUUCUUCAUAUUGCCUUUAAAGUUGUUUAAAGUUGCUAUUUAGCAAACUGUACCAAUUCAAGAAAUUCGAAGCCGGAAAAAUUUCAAAUAGAAUGAGUGACACUACAAAUCGCAGGGCGAAUUUUUCUAAUAUUCCUCAAAAUGGGGUGAACAGGAACUUGAAUUUGUUGAUCAAACCGACUGCUGCUAAGAAACUCAUCAUCAAAAAUUUAAAAAGUGCUCCUAAAUUACCUGAAGAUUACACCGAACAAACAUGGGAAAAGCUAUGCAGUGCCGUUCUAGCUAUUCAGCAGUCAAAACCAAACCAAUACUCCCUGGAAGAAUUGUAUCAGGCAGUAGAAAAUAUGUGCAACCACAAAAUGGCUCCUACAUUGUACAAAAGACUCUACAAUUUAACGGAGCAACAUGUAGCCCACAACAUAGAACAGUUUUUAGCAGAAUCCAUGGAUAGAUUUUUGUUUCUUAAGAAAAUGAAUGAAACAUGGUUAGCUCAUUGCAAUCAAAUGAUAAUGGUUCGAAGCAUAUUUUUAUAUUUGGACCGAACAUAUGUUUUGCAAAAUUCAAACAUUUUAUCGAUUUGGGAGAUGGGUUUGGAAUUAUUUAGUAAAUGUAUCUUGCGCAAUACUUUAGUUCAGACACGGGUUGUUGAAGGACUUUUAAUGCUCAUUGAGAAAGAAAGACAAGGUGAUAAAAUUGAUCGUACUCUUCUUAAGUCACUUUUGCGUAUGCUCACAGACCUGCAAAUAUAUGACAAAGCUUUUGAACAGAAAUUUCUUCAAUCCACUGAACGGUUAUAUGCUGCAGAAGGUCAGAGACUUAUGCAGGAAUUGGAUGUUCCUGAUUAUUUAGCUCAUGUUGAUAAGAGAAUAAAUGAGGAAAAUGAAAGAGUAUUGCAUUAUCUCGAUAUAAGCACCAAGUGCCAGUUGAUUCACACAGUUGAAAAGCAAUUACUCAGUGAGCAUGUAACCAACAUUCUUCAAAAAGGUCUGGAUCUACUGUUAAGUGAAUUUCGAUUAACUGAUUUAUCAUUGUUGUAUAAUUUGUUGAGUCGUGUUAAAAAUGGCCUUGUUGAACUGUGCACAACUUUUAAUGCCUACAUCAAAAAGCGAGGACGAACCAUUGUAAUUGACCCUGAGAAAGACAAAACAAUGGUUCAAGAGUUGUUGGAUUUUAAAGAUGCUAUGGACAAUAUUGUGGUUACUUGCUUUCACAAAAAUGAGAAGUUUGGCAAUUCUUUAAAAGAGGCCUUUGAACAUUUUAUCAAUCAAAGGACCAACAAGCCAGCCGAGCUCAUUGCAAAAUUUGUGGAUUCAAAACUUCGUGCAGGUAACAAGGAAGCCACAGAAGAAGAGCUGGAGCGACUUUUAGACAAAAUUAUGGUACUUUUUCGUUUUAUUCAUGGGAAAGAUGUAUUUGAAGCAUUCUACAAAAAGGAUCUUGCCAAAAGACUGUUGGUUGGUAAAUCUGCUAGUGUUGAUGCUGAAAAGAGCAUGUUGAGUAAGCUCAAGCAAGAGUGUGGAGGUGGUUUUACAUCCAAGCUUGAGGGAAUGUUUAAAGAUAUGGAACUUAGCAAGGAUAUCAAUGUUGCUUUUAAACAAUACCUAAAUAUUAAUACUCGCGAUUUGCCUCCUAUAGAUAUGACUGUUAAUAUUUUAACCAUGGGUUAUUGGCCCACCUAUCAUCCUAUGGAAGUGACUCUGCCCGAUGAGAUGGUGAAGUUUCAGGAUAUAUUUAGGGAUUUCUAUCUAAGCAAACACAGUGGUAGAAAACUGCAAUGGCAACCGACUUUAGGACACUGUGUUUUAAAGUCAAGAUUUAAAACUGGGCCUAAGGAAUUGGUUGUUUCAUUAUUUCAGACACUUGUGAUUUUAUUAUUUAACAACUACGAUGAACUAUCGUUUGAUUAUAUCAAAGAAGUGACCAAUAUAGAAGAUGGGGAACUACGAAGAACUUUACAAUCCUUGGCAUGCGGUAAAGCUAGAGUACUGAAUAAAAUUCCCAAAGGAAGAGAUAUUUAUGACAAUGAUAGGUUUAGAUUUAAUAACGAGUUUACAAAUAAACUGUUUCGAAUUAAGAUUAAUCAAAUUCAAAUGAAGGAGACAACCGAAGAGCAGAAAGCUACUGAGGAGAGAGUCUUUCAGGAUCGUCAAUAUCAAAUUGAUGCAGCUAUAGUGAGAAUAAUGAAAAUGCGUAAAACACUAAGCCACAAUCUCCUCAUAAGCGAACUGUACUUGCAACUCAAAUUCCCUGUGAAGCCCGCAGAUCUAAAAAAGCGUAUCGAGUCUCUGAUAGAUCGAGAUUACAUGGAAAGGGACAAAGACAACCCCAAUCAGUAUAAUUACGUCGCUUAAAACAAACUUAGUGAUUUCGAGCCUUGGUGUGUAUUCAUAAGUUUGUUCGAGUUAAGUAAUAUUCAAUAAUUUCUAGUCCAGUAAAAACCCGGCCUCUUUUCACGCAGUCUACCUAGCCAGCAAAAUUGUUCGUUUCUAUCCAAUUUAUAAAGCGUCCAAAAAUUUUUUUUAAUAAGCCAUUGGGAUUAUUUUUGUUUUUGGACUAGCUUUGGACAAGCAUAUUUAAAUUAUUCCUUUCGUAAGAAUUCACACGGGGCCUCUGUAGAUCUUGCUCUACAAGUUUCAUUGAAUGGUUUUAAAUCAAUUUAAUUUAAGCGAUGGUUAUAUCGCGAAAGCUGUUUAAACGCAUUGUUUGUAUAUUCGUAAUGUUGUACAUACAUCAUUUCCUUUUCAUGUUGAUUGUAUAUAACUGUAACCGCUCUAGAUAAAAUUGACAGUUUCCUGGAUUGUAAAUUUUAUAGCAUCACCCGUUUUGGAAAUUUGUGCGAUAUAAAUCAUAAAACUUGUGUUGAAUGACAAGUACGUACUUUCCAAUAAUCAGGUUUAAUUUUCGGUCACAUAUUUUUGCAGUUUGAACAGUUUUGUAACUUAAACUUUAAAUAUAUUAAUAUUUCAGUAGAACGUUUUUUUUUUUGUA
Messenger RNA from Cylas formicarius (sweet potato weevil), 3379 nucleotides. RefSeq names its product cullin-4B. The coding region runs from base 484 to 2742 and encodes 752 amino acids. Lineage: Eukaryota; Metazoa; Arthropoda; Insecta; Coleoptera; Brentidae. Gene Ontology annotation, biological process: ubiquitin-dependent protein catabolic process; DNA damage response; protein ubiquitination. Gene Ontology annotation, cellular component: Cul4-RING E3 ubiquitin ligase complex. Gene Ontology annotation, molecular function: ubiquitin protein ligase binding. The transcript is spliced from 6 exons. The record is from RefSeq and is a predicted model, not a curated record.